UUAGCUAAACCUCCUAAAUCUUCCUCACCGUCUGAUCUUCGCGUAUCUGAAUAUAUAUUGUCUCUAUCAGUUGCUGGUGGAGAUUUGCCGCCUGUAGAGUCUUUCUCUCUCUAAAAACCCUUUUACUUCUCUCUCUAAAAGACAUUAUCCAGCAAAGCUUUUGCAGCAAUCAAGCUUCCACUUAAGAGAUAAAAGCAGCGUACAGACAAUUGAUUGAGAGAGAGAGAGAGAUAAUAUUAUUAUUAUGGCAUGUCUGUGUUUGCUUCUUAUUUAACCCUAUUUUUGUUGGGAUGAUCUGAUCUCUCUCUUCUUUUGUUUCCGUAACCUUUCUAACGAUUAUUUUGUUGGAUUUCACUUCAAUUCCCGAGAAAAACUUUUGUUCUUUCCUGUUUCUUUCUAUCUUUCUGUGUUCUUUUGUCUGAUACUGUGCUUUUACACAAAAGUUGAUAGAUGUUAUAGCUUAAAGUGUUGCUUGUCUUAAAGUCUUAAAGUUUGUCGCAACCAGAUCUAAAUAUUGCAGGAGUUUGCACUCGAUUAGGGCAUACUGUACCGGAUUGUCAAGGUUUUCGAUCCUUGAAAGAGUAUGAAUACCUUUUCGCAUGUUCCACCGGGAUUUAGAUUCCAUCCAACAGAUGAAGAACUUGUUGAUUACUAUCUCAGGAAAAAAAUAGCAUCAAAAAGGAUUGAUCUUGAUGUCAUCAAAGAUGUUGAUCUUUAUAAAAUUGAGCCAUGGGAUCUUCAAGAAUUGUGCAAAAUAGGAACAGAUGAUCAGAAUGAAUGGUAUUUCUUCAGCCAUAAAGAUAAGAAGUAUCCAACUGGAACUCGCACUAAUAGAGCCACAAAAGCUGGGUUCUGGAAGGCAACAGGAAGAGACAAGGCUAUCUAUUCUAGGCAUAGCUUGAUUGGCAUGAGAAAAACCCUAGUUUUUUACAAAGGCCGAGCCCCAAAUGGACAAAAAUCUGACUGGAUCAUGCAUGAAUAUCGGCUAGAAACAAACGAAAAUGGAACCCCUCAAGAAGAAGGAUGGGUAGUAUGCAGGGUGUUCAAGAAACGACUUCCGACAGUGAGGAAAGUCGGCGAGUAUGACUCUCCAUGUUGGUACGAUGAACAUGUCUCAUUCAUGCCGGAUCUCGAAUCUCCGAGGCGGAUUACUCCUCCUUACACAACCUACCUCCACCACUAUCCAUGCAAACAAGAGUUCGAAUUGCAACAUAAUUAUAAUAUGCCUCAUGACCCUUUUCUCCAGCUUCCUCAACUAGAAAGCCCUAAAGUUCCAUAUGGAAGCACUUUACAAUCCUCAACUGUUACGCAUGAAGAACAAACCAAUCACCAAAAUUUGAAUUCAAAUUCAGUACUUUAUCAUAAUAAUCACAAUGGUGAGCAAGCGGUUGAUCAAGUUACGGAUUGGCGAGUUCUUGAUAAAUUUGUUGCAUCUCAGCUAAGCCAUGAGGAGGCUUCAAAGGAAGGCAAUUACUCUUCAAAUGCUGCUACGGGAACGUUUAAUGUGGCUGAAGAGAUGAACUUGCUUGCUAAUGAAGCUAAGAGGUCAGAACUUGUGCAGGAAUAUGCGUCGACUUCAACAUCUAGCUGCCAAAUUGAUCUAUGGAAGUGACUGAAUCAAAUCAAAUCGAAGCAUAUAUAUAUUAUAUUUACUAGAGGAUGCGUACUAAUUAAUAGGUAUAUUAUAGUUCUUAUAUGAUUAAAAAAGGUCGUGACGAUGGUGAUGAAGAUGAUGAUGGAAGAGGCUGUACAUAAUAAAACAAAGAUGGUAUUUGCAUCUAGCUGCCAUUGGACUUAUUAUGUCCAUCAUAUACAUAUAAAUAUAUAUAUCGGUGAUGAGUAGAAGGAUCAUCUACCAAAUAGAGUGCAAAAUGCAAAACGCAAAUAAGUUAGCACUCUGUGUAUAAAUUGUUGAGCUCUACCUUGGGGACUGCUCAGCUAUUGGAAAUUGAAUGUAUCUUGCCUUCAAAAUUCUGAUUUGAAGGUUUUUUUUAUGUUGUAACUUUUUUCUCUCUUAUGUAGACUAUAUAUAUUAAACGAAAUUAUAUAGCACUAAAUUAAAGCAAGGGUUUUAAUUCCUGCCAUUUUUUUUA
Mercurialis annua (annual mercury) is the source of this 2093-nucleotide messenger RNA. Its product is annotated as NAC domain-containing protein 7-like. Gene Ontology annotation, molecular function: DNA binding. The transcript is spliced from 4 exons. NCBI's taxonomy places the organism in Eukaryota, Viridiplantae, Streptophyta, Magnoliopsida, Malpighiales, Euphorbiaceae. Bases 584 to 1612 code for a protein of 342 amino acids. The record is from RefSeq and is a predicted model, not a curated record. Gene Ontology annotation, biological process: regulation of DNA-templated transcription.